Molecule: messenger RNA, 1896 nt
Organism: Morchella importuna
Lineage: Eukaryota; Fungi; Ascomycota; Pezizomycetes; Pezizales; Morchellaceae
Exons: 3
Coding region: 1-1896 (631 amino acids)
Biological process (GO): tRNA processing
Molecular function (GO): tRNA dihydrouridine synthase activity; flavin adenine dinucleotide binding
Source: RefSeq, a predicted model, not a curated record
AUGAUUACCGGUGCUGCUUUCCCGUUGCCGUUGUGGUGGAAGCGAUCAUUCACCCCUCCGACCUCAGAGCCUUCCUCUCAAACUCCAACUCCAACUCCACAAGACAUCACGGCCACCCAGCGCCCCACACCGCCCGCAAAGCUGUCGCCCCUCCAUCACCCCCUCCGGUAUCCCUUCGUCUGCGCCCGCUCGUUCUCGAGACGCAUCUCCGCCUUCCUGCCCGCAGCAGCCAUGACCGUCGGCGAACCAGUCCCGCAGACGUCUGCAGCUCCCUCCGACGCUGCACCACCGCCGUCGCCCCCUACUACUACUACUACUGCUGCUGCUGCUGCUGCUGCUACUACUACUACUACUGCUACUACUACUACUACAAAGAAGACAAAGCUCACCGGCCGCGAGUUCUGGGAGUCCAUUGGGUCCCCGCGGACGAUCGUCGCGCCCAUGGUGGAGCAAUCUGAAUUCGCCUGGCGCAUCCUCUCCCGCCGCCACUCCCCCCCAAACACGCUCUGCUACACCCCCAUGUUCCACUCCCGCCUCUUCGCCACCACCCCCACCUACCGCGCACAAUCCUUCCAGCCCCCCCACCUCGACGGCAACCCCACCCACGACCGCCCCACCUUUGUCCAAUUCUGCUCCAACGACCCGUCGGACCUCCUCGCCGCGGCGCGCCACGUCGCCCCGCACUGCGACGCCGUCGACCUGAACCUCGGCUGCCCGCAGGGCAUCGCGCGCAAAGGCCACUACGGCGCCUUCCUGCAGGAGGAAUGGACGCUCAUCCACUCCCUCAUCCGCGCGCUCCGCGACGGCCUCGACGUCCCCGUGACGGCCAAGAUCCGCAUCCUCGACACGCCGGCGCGCAGUCUGGAGUAUGCGCGCAUGGUGGUGGACGCGGGGGCCAGCGUGCUGACUGUGCAUGGGCGCACGCGCGAGCAGAAGGGCCACAACACGGGGAUGGCGGAUUGGGGCGUGAUCAAGUACAUACGCGAGCAGCUACCGCGGGAGGUGGUGGUGCUCGCGAACGGGAAUGUGCUCUGGCAGGAGGAUGUCGAGCGGUGCAUUGCGGCGACGGGGGUGGACGGCGUCAUGAGCGCGGAGGGGAACCUGCAUAACCCGGCCGUCUUCGAGACGAGCAAGGAGUGGGAGAAGCGGUUUCCGAGGAUGGAUCUGGUGGGGAGGGAGUAUCUGGAUAUUGUGCGGGAGUAUGUGCUGCCGCCCUUGGGGCUCGGGGAGCUGUGGGCGGAGCAGCCGAUGACGAAGCGGACGAGGAAGAGGUUUGAGGUGCUGAUGGCGGAUCCGAGUCUGACGCCCAUCAAGAGCCACUUGUUUAAGCUGUGGCACUCGGCGCUGCCGCGGCACACACAGGUGCGGGAUCUGCUGGCGCGCAGUGGAGCGCGGGUGGGGGAGGACCCGCUGGCGUCGUUUGAGGCUACGUUGGAGGCGCUGGGGAAGGCUAUCAAGGAGGAGCUGGAGAGGAAUCCGGAGCCCGUGGAUGCGGAGGGGAGGUGGGUUGGGCCUGAUACGCCAGUGGAGGAGGGGGAGGAGGAGAAGGCGGGCGAGAGCAAGGAGGGUAUUCUUGUCGAGCUGGAGGACGGAAGGAAGGUGCGGAGAGUGGUGCCGUGGUAUCGGUGCCAGCCGUAUUAUCGCCCGUUGCCGGAGGAGGCGCUGGCGAAGGGGGCGCUGCAGUUGAAGAAGAAGAAUAAGGCAAAUACGGAGGGGAGAGAGGAGGGUGAGAAUAGUAAGAAGGUUAAGGUCGACCCUGAGGUUGGGGCUGUUGCGGCCGUGGAAGUGCUCGCUGCAGAGGCGGUUGAAAGUAACAAAAAGGUCCAAGUUGACCCUGAAGUCGAGGCUGUUGCUGCCGCGGUAGGGGCGCCCUCUAAGGAGGAGGUUUGCGGGUAG